Molecule: messenger RNA, 951 nt
Organism: Baudoinia panamericana UAMH 10762
Lineage: Eukaryota; Fungi; Ascomycota; Dothideomycetes; Mycosphaerellales; Teratosphaeriaceae
Exons: 1
Coding region: 1-951 (316 amino acids)
Source: RefSeq, a predicted model, not a curated record
AUGGAUGCCCGGUACAAGACGGAUUCGUUCCUGCUUGAGCUCAUCUCUCGCCUCGAUGAGUUUCCCGACAGCGCCCGGGAUGUCCUUAUACAGUUGCCGCGGUUCAUUAGAGAGGAGAGAGAGCUGGGGAGUGAAGUCAUGAAGUCACUCGCUGCCCAACAGCUGGAACUGAAAGCCGGACAAGAAGAUCUAGUGGCUAGCAGGCAGACCCUUGCGACCGAUAGACAAGCGAUCGACGAUGACAAGCAGCAUCUGGAAGCCGAAAGCGCUCGGCAGCAAGCUGAGCGGCAGCGACUACAUGCUGAUAGGGAGCAAUGCGAGGCCGAAAAGAAAGCCACCGAGACCGAGGCGUUGCAGCUCGGGGCCGACCAGCGCAGCCUGCGUUCCGAUAGACGUGAAGUCGAGCGCGAGAAGCAGGCUAUAGCGACGGAGCGACAGCAAGCCAAGACCGACAAGGAAAGCCUGGAGGGGCAGGUGCAGGAUCAGAAGGCCGAGCUUCAACGUCUUCGUAGCGAGAUCAGUACACUUCAUGCGCAGGCCGUUUGUACGAACGGGCAAACCGACUACUUCAAAGCGGACCGAACCAUGUCGAGCUUCCAAGGGAGCAUACCAUCGGCAUGGCCAGUAGCGCAGCACGCUAUGACCAGUUCAACACCGCAGUCGGGCCCCGCAACAAAAUCGGCGCCUCGAGAACGAGGUGGGGGAGGCGUCGUUAGGGCGCCGCAAGGUCACACGGAGUCCAUCCGAGGUAUUCCACAUUCUGGGAGAGGCGUCUUCAGCGGUGCACAAUGCAGCACACCACCGGCUCGAGGCCAUGGACCAUCCAUGCGAGGCCCUAGGAGCCGGCCCGGAGGCAACCUUUUCACCAACACGCUCGCUCUCAAGCGCUCGUCGUCCGAGACUGCAGGCUUCGCAUCGCCAGAGCCGGAGCAGAAGCGGCCAAGGGUGUGA